Danio rerio (zebrafish) is the source of this 2718-nucleotide messenger RNA. The record is from RefSeq and is a predicted model, not a curated record. NCBI's taxonomy places the organism in Eukaryota, Metazoa, Chordata, Actinopteri, Cypriniformes, Danionidae.
AAUAAAAUGAAUGAAUGUUUCUCAGUUUGAACUUUAACAAUUUUUUAUUGACCAUGUCUAAAUGCCUAAAUGCACCAUUAGAUUUUACUGAUUAAAUAUCUGCAUCCAACUGAACACUGAAUAGACGAGUGUAUUUUUUUAGCUGCUAGAAUUUAGAACAUAUAUUUAAAGUAAUAAAUCCAUCAUAAUACAUUAUUCACUGGAACAGUCUGUGUUUAGAUGUGUGUUAUUGCUUCUUCACAUGAGAACAACCCCUCCAAAAUCCCACUCAAUCUCAAGGAUUAAAAUAACCAUGGGAAACAGAAAAAUAGAAUAACUCGUAAGUGUUUUUGGUUUUCUUUUUCAUUCUGAACUCGACACUGCAAGUCUGCCCGGCUGUUUUUAGCUGUGGUUUCCUGUGAAUACUUGUGAUACUUUUAGUUGAACCGUCUGGAAUAACAGCAUAUGAUUUAGUCCCGGCUGAAAGGCGGAGCGAUUUUCCUGUGUUCACACCCUACUGUGAGUUUACAUAUGUAACUUCAAGCAUUCCUGCCUCCUGAGAGAUUUGCAGUGAAACAUUCUGAAACGUGGAGCACAAAAGGACAAAAUAUGGAAUUCCCAACUUGACUUAUUUCAGAGAUGAUGUUACACAUUCAAGAUGGGAUCCAUUACAGACAGAUUUCCAGUGAAAAUGCUUUAUCAACACCUGCGCUCCCAGCAAGUGUUGUGUUCUCUGAACGUUGGACAAGCGAGGAUUUGUUUAUCUGGAAAGAGUCGAGCAGGUCAGUCAAACCAAACCUGACAAUCAUCUCAGCUCAUCCAAACAAUCUAACGCACAUGUUCAUGCAGUCUUCCUCCAAAAACCUCAAACUUCGUCAAGCACGUCGCAAACGUAUAAUAAAAGAACUUUGUCAAGCCAACAGCAGUUUGAUUUUCCCUGGAAAAUUUAGGACAUUUGACCAAAUUCCAAGCAAAGAGCUGGACCAUCUCAUUGUGGACGAUCGUCACGGUGUGAUUUACUGUUUUGUACCCAAGGUAGCUUGUACCAACUGGAAACGAAUCAUGAUUGUGCUCAGCCAGAAGCUGAAGGCACCUGAUGGAGCUCCAUAUCUGGAUCCCCUUGACAUACCUUCAGCUUUAUCCCAUAAUGCUACUGUGCAUUUGACAUUUAACAAGUUUUGGAGGCUUUUUGGUCAUUUUUCACGUCCUCUGAUGCAUCACAAGCUGAAGAACUACACUAAGUUCCUCUUUGUACGGGAUCCUUUUGUACGACUGAUUUCUGCUUUCCGGAACAAGUUUGCUCUGCCAAAUGAGGAUUUCUACAAACAGUUCGGCUCCACAAUGCUUCAGCGUUAUGCUAAUAUUUCUCAGCCCCCCACUUCGGCUCAAGAGGCCUUCAGUGCAGGCAUCAGACUGUCCUUUACUCACUUCAUUAAGUAUCUGUUAGAUCCACAGACUGAGAAGGAGAAGCCGUUCAAUGAGCAUUGGCAGCAGAUGCACAGACUUUGCCAUCCAUGCCAAAUUGACUAUGACUUUGUUGGGAAACUAGAAACUCUUCAUGAGGACACAGAACAUUUGCUGAAGAUUCUUGGACUCAGUAAUCAGAUUCGUUUCCCCCCAGGGUACCGUAAUAGGACGGCUGUAAAAUGGGAGCGGGAAUGGUUUGCAAACGUUUCAGUAGCAGACAGGAGAAAACUUUACAGUCUCUAUGAAGCAGAUUUCAGAUUGUUUGGAUACAACAAACCUGAAACGCUUUUCUAAUGCUGUUGAAAAUAAAGGUUCCAAAAGGGGGUUAUUACAGGAGUGCAACAGAAGAACCAUUUGGGUUCCUAAAAACUUACAGUAAACAUAAGAACUAAUUUGUGCAUUUUUUUAUUUCCACAAUAAAGAAUCUUUCACAUUUGGAAUUUAAGAGUUCCACAUGGAUAACUAAUUCAUUUAUUUUCCUUCGGCUUAUGCCGAGUUCGGACUGUACGAUUUUCAAAGCAGUGGCGUCACAGAUGUUUUCACACUGCAUGACUAUCUGGGCUCGCGUUUCGUUGCUGCUUUGUUUACAUUGUAGAAUGGAUUGGGGACAGGGGGUUUUACACUGCAUGAGUUCAAAAUAGGAAGAAUCGCCGACAACUUUGUCUAAACUACGUCUCACAACCAAACACACUCGAGAAGUGACAUGGAAACAACGCGAGGUCACGCAGGAUAUUUUGUUAUUGAUUACAUAAUCGGAAAGAAGCCUUUAGUGGGGUAGAAAAUGUACUUAUUUUGCUCACCUGACCUUUGAAGGGAAUUAUCAAUUUUUCCUCAACUUUUUUCUGUUUCGACCCGGUCGUGGUAUUGCUCCGAUGACACGUCAAACAGACACGGGUGCAUCAGCCAAAUUUACUCAAAUUUUUCCUCCAUUUCUUGGGCCAAAUAGAUUGAAAAGAAGCUCUUUUAAUUUCUCCUCCAACCACCACUGGCCUGCAGAUAGCCAUACUUGUGAAUGCUGCUCUCUCAUUGGCUGUAGGUAAUUAUAAUUGCCUUAUUUUCAAUCAGAACACAUUUUACUUACUCUUAGAUCGUGUCUUUGACAGUUCACACUAUGUAAUUGUUACUCACAUGAACGAGCACCGAUUUGCUUGUAAUUUCACCCGUUUGUCUGCGAUUUCUAAAAUCCUGUCAAAAUCAGGACUAAAAUCAUGCAGUCUGAACUCAACAUUAGUCUCUAUUUCAGAGGUCACCACAGGGGAAUGAAACACCACC